Acanthamoeba castellanii str. Neff is the source of this 393-nucleotide messenger RNA. RefSeq names its product ribosomal protein s24e, putative. Gene Ontology annotation, molecular function: structural constituent of ribosome. The coding region runs from base 1 to 393 and encodes 130 amino acids. The record is from RefSeq and is a predicted model, not a curated record. Gene Ontology annotation, biological process: translation. Gene Ontology annotation, cellular component: ribosome. NCBI's taxonomy places the organism in Eukaryota, Discosea, Longamoebia, Acanthamoebidae. The transcript has 3 exons.
AUGGCUGAGUGCACCAUCCGUACCAGGAAGUUCAUGAACAACCGCCUCCUCCAGAGGAAGCAGUUCAUCAUCGAUGUGAUCCACCAGGGUCGCCCCAACGUCUCCAAGGCUGAGCUCAAGGAGAAGAUCGGUAAGAUGUACAAGGUCAAGGAUGCCCAGGCUGUGUUCCUCUUCGGCUUCAAGACCCAGUUCGGUGGCGGCAAGAGCUCCGGCUUCGGUCUCAUCUACGACAACCUCACCGUUGCCAAGAAGUUCGAGCCCAAGUACCGCCUCGUCAGGAACGGUCUUGCCACCAGGGAGGCCUCCACGAGGAAGCAGAGGAAGGAAAGGAAGAACCGAGCCAAGAAGGUGCGCGGUACCAAGAAGGCCAAGCUCCCCGGCAAGGCCAAGUAA